ACAGUUGAUAAUAAAAGAGGAUGAAGUAGAAGAUUCCAAGCAGUUUGGCACUAUUAGGAAAAAAAAUCAAGCUACUAUUUUUUAAGCAGCAAAAGAAAAUACAGAAGAGCAAGAUGUUGUGACAACGUUUACAAUCUGCAAGCAUCAUGUAUGUGAGCUCUCUCUUGGAUAAAGAGACCAGCAUGUAUCCAGGACCUGCAAGGUGCAGCAACAACAACCUGCCAGUGCAGAACUUUGUGCCUGCUCCCCCCUACUCAGACUACAUGGGGUAUCACCACGUGCCAGCUCCAGACAGCCACGGACAGCCCGCGGGAGCCUGGGGACCCCACUACGGCCCCCAGAGGGAGGACUGGAACGCUUACGGCCCGUGCCCAGGGCCCUCCGGCACGGCUGCUGCCGCACAGCUCAGCGGCUCCUCUCCUGGGCAGGGCUCCUACAGUCCAGCUGAGUACAGCUCCCUCCAUCCCGCUGCACCCGGGGGGUUACCUCCUGCAGGCACCGUUGGCACACAGCAGGUCUCACCCACCAACCAAAGGCACAGCUCUUACGAAUGGAUGAGGAAAACGGUGCCAACUAACACUACUGGUAAAACAAGAACAAAAGAGAAGUACCGGGUUGUUUACACAGACCAUCAGAGACUAGAAUUAGAGAAGGAAUUUCACUGCAACAGAUACAUUACAAUAAGGAGAAAGUCAGAACUUGCAGCAAACCUUGGACUAUCUGAAAGACAGGUAAAAAUCUGGUUCCAGAAUCGCCGAGCCAAAGAAAGAAAAAUAAUCAAGAAGAAAAUCUCUCAGUUUGAUGGCAGUGGGGGCUCAGUUCAGAGUGACUCUGGUUCACUCAGCCCUAAUGAAAUAACAAGUUCCCUGUUCCCACCACCACACGGAAUAAAUGUAUUACAGUCUGCUGACAUCCAUCAGGUCAUAGUUUCAGAAUGAACAGUGGGGGAAAAAGAAAAACAGAAAAAAAGAGUUGUAUGGAUUUUUUGUUUUUGUUUUUAACUCCCUCUAUUGAAAACUCAAUUUUGCAAAGCACCAUUCUUGUUUAACUACCUUCAGAGUACUUAUUUCCACAUAGAGGAUCUGGAACUAUUACCAAAAUAUUUCAAUUAAAGAAAUCUCAGGGAGUUCGUGCUGCUGCUAAUACUCAUCACUCAAAAUCUUUUGAAUAGAAGAUAAUUUACAUCAGAUACCGAAGCAGAAAAAGAUACUGCUGAAGAUUCAAGCAAACCUAAUUCUAGUCUGCUCAUGUAUACAAAGAAAACUGUCAGUGAAUUGAUUAUAGAGUAAUACUGCAUAAAAUGUAAGAUGCUGGAUGUAUUUAGUUUGUUACAUUUUAUAUAAUUAAACAGUAGAUUUUAUAAAUAUUCACAUUUAAUGUGUACUGAAAAUUAAGUCAUUUUUUGAAAACAACUUUUUAAACACUUAAACACUCAAGAGACAUAACAAUGUUACGCCUGGCGACACAUUGCGUCCCAUUAAAUAAAAUGAAUAGUCUUUGUAUUCUAUGCAGUUCUAUCCAAGCAUGGCAGUCUCCUAAGCAACAGAUAUAUAACAACACACCAAGCCUGAUAAAAUUUGUUCAGUUGUAAAAAAAAAAUGCAACAAACUGUGAUGUGUGUUAAUAAAUACCAAAUAGUUUGAAGAUGUAAAUAUUACUUGUACUUCCAUCUUCAGUGAACGCAUGUAAUACCAUCGAAAAAUUAGAGGAGAAAUGUAAUGGAAAUAGAACUGUUACUACCAUCACACUACCAAAAAGCAAAUUAAGAAUUUGAUUAAUAUCUCUACAGCUUUCUCAAAUAACAGACAUGAGCCACCAAUUUCAUGUGUGACACUUAUUUCAGGUUAAAAGGCAGACUUUGUAUUUCAAAGCUGUUAUUGAGCAGCUUAGCAUUCACUGUCACAGCAAGCACGUACCUAAUGUGUGCUCCAGAAGGAGCACAAAUUUGGGAUAAACAUGCUCACAGAGCGGUUAGCUUUUGUUACUGGUCCACACUGUCAGAGGAGAUAGUAUCAGUAUCUAGAAGGCAACUGAUGAGACUGAAAAAAGUAGCAAGAAAACACAAAGUGCUAGAAAAAACCUAGACAUUUCAGUAGUCCUACUUAUGGGCAUUUCCUAAUAUGAGCUUCUCUGCUGCACAGAAUUAAGUGCUCCAUAUAAAAGCCUUCAUUUCAUUGGAAAGGUUAUCAAAAAAGAAAAAUAGAAAGUACAGUUAUCUGGCAUAUGAAAAUUCAUACAUCACUCUUCAUUUCAACAGCAUCAGACUCCUGGUCUUAGAAAUAACAGGUCAAAUUCUGCUUAGUGUCACCAUGCAUAGAUAAUGCACUGAGCAACAACAGGCAGAACUUGUCACAGCAUUCAUUAUCUUGAUUCAAUACAUCUGCAAACUAAGAUUUGCCAAUUAUUUAAAGAUAACUCUAUUGGAGUAACUCCAUAAAAAUAAUUCAGUCAGGAACUACUAGAAUAACAUUUCUCCAAAAGGCAUUUUGUGGGUCAUUCUCCAAUGUAUUUUUAUUAAUCGCCUAUUAAUGUGGUUGAAAUAAACAGACAUAUAUUAAUGUAAAGAAACUGCAAAUGGAAAAACAUACAAAUAUAAAUAUUUGUAAAAACUGAA
Molecule: messenger RNA, 2614 nt
Organism: Gallus gallus (chicken)
Lineage: Eukaryota; Metazoa; Chordata; Aves; Galliformes; Phasianidae
Gene: CDX4
Product: caudal type homeobox 4
Exons: 3
Coding region: 147-938 (263 amino acids)
Biological process (GO): regulation of transcription by RNA polymerase II; embryo development; cell differentiation
Cellular component (GO): nucleus
Molecular function (GO): RNA polymerase II transcription regulatory region sequence-specific DNA binding; DNA-binding transcription factor activity, RNA polymerase II-specific
Source: RefSeq, marked provisional